Molecule: messenger RNA, 553 nt
Organism: Lactuca sativa (garden lettuce)
Lineage: Eukaryota; Viridiplantae; Streptophyta; Magnoliopsida; Asterales; Asteraceae
Product: thioredoxin H-type 1
Molecular function (GO): protein-disulfide reductase activity
Source: RefSeq, a predicted model, not a curated record
CUUCAUUCAUACUUUAAGCUAAAAACUCGUAUUUGAAAGCUACACGAAUUCGAAUUAGGUUUUCUUGAGAGACAAAUUUGGGGGAAAAAUGGCGUCAGAAGGAGUUGUUAUCGGCUGCCACACCGUCGACCAAUGGACGGAGCAGUUUGACAAGCACGUCGGCUCUACCAAAUUGGUGGUUGUGGAUUUCACAGCCUCAUGGUGUGGUCCAUGCCGUGUGAUUGCACCAGUGUUGGCUGAGCUUGCUAAAAAGAUUCCCCAUGUUACCUUCCUUAAGGUUGAUGUUGAUGAACUUGAGAGCAUUGCUCAGAAGUACUCAGUGGAGGCAAUGCCAACAUUUCUGUUCUUCAAGAAUGGAGAGAUAGUGGACAAAGUUGUGGGUGCUAAGAAAGAUGAACUUAGUGCAUGUGUUGCUAAACAUGCAGGAGAGGCUACUGUUUCUGCUUAAUGUAUUUUAAAUAUGAAUGAUUGUGAGCAACUUUUUAUGUAACCAUGUUUAUGACUUGUGGUUUAUCUUUAUGCAUAAAUGGAAGUUGUUGUGAUGUGAAGAAAA